Merops nubicus (carmine bee-eater) is the source of this 1332-nucleotide messenger RNA. Its product is annotated as protein argonaute-1. Gene Ontology annotation, molecular function: nucleic acid binding. The transcript has 6 exons. NCBI's taxonomy places the organism in Eukaryota, Metazoa, Chordata, Aves, Coraciiformes, Meropidae. The annotation marks the transcript as partial. The record is from RefSeq and is a predicted model, not a curated record.
CUCUGCCGUGUUCCAGCAGCCGGUGAUCUUCCUGGGAGCCGACGUCACUCACCCACCGGCAGGAGAUGGGAAGAAACCCUCCAUCACGGCUGUGGUGGGCAGCAUGGAUGCCCACCCCAGCCGGUACUGCGCCACGGUGCGCGUGCAGCGGCCCCGCCAGGAGAUCAUCGAGGACUUGUCCUACAUGGUGAGGGAGCUGCUCAUCCAGUUCUACAAAUCCACCCGCUUCAAACCCACCAGGAUCAUCUUCUAUCGCGACGGGGUUCCCGAGGGGCAGCUCCCACAGAUCCUUCACUAUGAGCUCCUAGCGAUCCGAGACGCCUGCAUCAAACUGGAAAAGGAUUAUCAGCCUGGCAUCACCUACAUCGUGGUCCAGAAGAGGCACCACACCCGUCUCUUCUGCGCAGACAAGAACGAGAGGAUUGGGAAGAGCUGGAACAUCCCAGCAGGAACAACAGUGGAUACAAAUAUCACCCACCCCUUUGAGUUCGACUUCUACCUGUGCAGCCACGCAGGGAUUCAGGGUACGAGCCGACCGUCCCACUACUACGUGCUCUGGGAUGACAACAGGUUCACAGCAGAUGAGCUGCAGAUCCUGACGUACCAGCUGUGCCACACCUACGUGCGCUGCACCCGCUCCGUCUCCAUCCCAGCCCCUGCAUACUAUGCCCGGCUGGUGGCCUUCAGAGCACGGUACCACCUCGUGGACAAGGAGCAUGACAGUGGCGAGGGCAGCCAUAUAUCUGGACAGAGCAACGGCAGAGACCCCCAGGCCUUGGCGAAGGCUGUGCAGGUUCAUCAGGACACUUUACGUACCAUGUACUUUGCUUGAAAGCCUAACUUUUGUUACCUCACUCAAGAAAGCUUUCAGAUUUGUAGGAGCCAUACAAAAAAGGAAGCAUUGGGACACCUUGGUUUUCUUUUUUUCCAAUGAGAAAUCACUGCAGGGCAGGCAGCGUCGACUCGAGGCAGGAGACCAGCACCACGGGACAGAAAGAUCCGACACCUCUGUAGGAUUGGAAGAGAACGAUGAUUAUUUUUUUAAUUUUUUUUUCUGGCUUGCAAAAUUUUGACCUGACCAAACACGUGAAGGCAUUCAAGGAGGGGAUAAAACUCCCAGGAGGCGGAAGCAGGUUUUGAUUUUUAAGAUGCAAUACUAUAGACUCCUGACUGUGAACUGGCGGCUUUGGUCCUCCGUUGCCCACCAGGCGCUGGUAGGUAUUUUUUGUGGGGGUUGGGGGGAGGGGAUUUUUAGAGCCUUAAAACAGAAGACUAGAUUUAUAAAACUAAUAUUUUAGAAUAUGAGAUGCUUUAAUGGGUUAAGGGGAAAAA